AUGGAACUACCGCGGCAGGAGGCGCUGCAGCAGUCAACUGACAUGAACGCCCACGACGCCGUGGUCUCGUCGACACCCGCACCCGAAUCGUACGUCUACGCCUGCCGCAAGUGCCGAUGCGUUUUGUUCCGGCAACACGAGAUUGUGCCGCACAACGCAGAGCCUGGCAGCUGUGGCAACAAGGGUUUCAAACAGCGUGGUGGAGGCCCCACCUCUCAGCAGCAGCAGCGAGAAGCUUACGCGGCGCGGGAGGGCGAGGUGUGCACAAGCUAUUUCCUUGACCCGGACGCCUCACCGUGGGUAGCGGAGGAGAGCCGUGAGGUGCAUCGGGUGAGUGGCGGGGCCGAUGUCAUGCCAGACACCAUCUACUGCCUCAAUCGCAGCUGCCAUACAAAAAUUGGAACACAGUCGUGGGUGGGCUCGCAGUGCUCUUGCGGUGCAUGGGUGGCGCCGGCGUUCAAGAUUCACAGUCGCGUAGUGGACAAAAUGCCAGCUGCGUAA
This is a messenger RNA of Trypanosoma rangeli, 501 nucleotides long. RefSeq names its product dual specificity phosphatase 12. The coding region runs from base 1 to 501 and encodes 166 amino acids. The transcript has a single exon. The record is from RefSeq and is a predicted model, not a curated record. NCBI's taxonomy places the organism in Eukaryota, Euglenozoa, Kinetoplastea, Trypanosomatida, Trypanosomatidae.